AUAUUCUCAACCAAAAAAAAAAAAAAAAAACGAAGGGUUCACGCCUCUCGCUCUCGAUCUCUCUCCCGAUCUCUCGAAGCGAAACCCUAAUCGAUCCCUCCCCUCUCUCUUGUCUCUCUAUCUCCGAUCGAAGAAGGGAUUUGGGUUCGUCGGAUCCGUCGCGGGGGAGGAGGAGGAGGAGGAGAUGUCGUACGCUUACCUCUUCAAGUACAUCAUCAUCGGCGAUACAGGUGUUGGGAAAUCAUGUCUGCUUUUGCAAUUUACGGACAAGCGGUUCCAACCGGUGCACGACUUAACAAUCGGUGUUGAAUUUGGGGCUAGGAUGAUCACGAUUGACAACAAGCCCAUAAAGUUGCAGAUAUGGGACACGGCAGGCCAAGAAUCCUUCAGGUCAAUUACCCGGUCAUACUACAGAGGGGCUGCUGGUGCACUUCUAGUAUAUGAUAUCACCAGGAGGGAGACCUUUAAUCAUCUCGCAAGCUGGCUAGAAGAUGCGAGGCAACACGCAAACGCAAACAUGACCAUAAUGCUGAUUGGAAACAAAUGUGAUUUGGCACACAGAAGAGCUGUUAGUACUGAGGAAGGCGAGCAGUUUGCAAAAGAUCAUGGGUUAAUCUUUAUGGAGGCCUCUGCAAAAACCGCUCAGAAUGUGGAGGAGGCGUUCAUCAAAACUGCUGCGACUAUAUACAAGAAAAUCCAGGAUGGUGUCUUUGAUGUGUCCAAUGAGUCGUAUGGAAUAAAGGUCGGGUACGGAGGAAUCCCCGGCCCAUCCGGAGGGAGGGAUGGCUCGUCUUCUCAAGGCGGCGCCUGCUGCAGCUGAGUUUCUCUAUCCGUAGCGGCUUCCUCCUGUGACUGCUAUUUCUUAUUUGUUAUCUUUUCUUUUGUUUGACGAAAUAUAGUUCCUUCGUGGUGAUUAGUUGCUACUGCAAUAUUUGUGGACCUUGGAACUGAAUCAAACUGUGCAGCUAUUAUAUAUAUACAACUCUUGUUGGUAAAUACUCUGUAAUACUUGUGUAAAUGUGAUUGAAACUCGUUCUCUAGUUUCUACCCACGUAGCUGUUUGUUUUA
This is a messenger RNA of Ananas comosus (pineapple), 1068 nucleotides long. RefSeq names its product ras-related protein RABB1c. The coding region runs from base 185 to 820 and encodes 211 amino acids. Lineage: Eukaryota; Viridiplantae; Streptophyta; Magnoliopsida; Poales; Bromeliaceae. The transcript is spliced from 6 exons. The record is from RefSeq and is a predicted model, not a curated record. Gene Ontology annotation, molecular function: GTP binding; GTPase activity. Gene Ontology annotation, cellular component: Golgi apparatus.